CCGGUACACCUGUGUGCAAAAUCAGCUUGAGUAGGCCUAUACUUUGGCAGGCAGAGUCUAACAUAUCCAUUGUCUCAUUGCUCCCGUGCUUUCUGCUUCGGCAUACAAUUUAGCCUUUGUGACCAAAAAAGCGAUUUGAGAGUAUUUCUAUCAAAACUGAAAUAGUUUUCUUUACACAAUGCAUGAGGAUUUUGGUUUUUUGUUUCUUUCUUUUUUUACGACACACGAUUUUCUGUGAAAAGGAAGCAGUAAAAGCCUAACACUGACCUUUUUUGUACAGCACUACAGCACCAUAACAGCUGAACAUGGCCGUUAACCGUGUACUUCAAGUCCUGUUUUUUCUUCAAUCGGUGGCUUUACUCGGGCUCAUCAUGCAUUGGUCCCGUAAUUGCGAUUCAUGUGUAAUUCUGAAGACUGCAAUGAUAAACCAAGCUACGGGCAAUAUGUAUAGCAAAGCAACCAGCGUCCCGUUUGCAAGUACUGAGCGUGGACAAUUAUCGAAUUGCACACUUAAUGACAUCCUACAGCGACCCGGUGUGGUAAUGUUGACAAUAACCAACCUGGGCUUCCUAGACAUGACCAUGAACAUGUUGGCGAGUGUCCGUAGGGUGGGCAUCUGUGUCAAUACAACUAUCAUCGCUGAGGAUGAGAAAGUAUACAAAUAUCUGCACAAAAAAGCUAAAGGGGACCCAGCAGUGCAUGUGGCUAUGACCAACUCUGGUCUCAUGCAACCUGGCGAAGUGAAGCGCAAAAAUGCCCGAACCUAUUUUGACCUUCUGAAGAAACGCCAGGGGUAUUUUUUGAGUCUGUUGGAACAAGGCUUUGAGGUUCUUUUCACGGAUUCUGACACCUUUUGGUUCCGAGAUCCAUUUCCGUACUUCCAGGGAGACUUCGAUAUGUCUAUGAUGGACACGAACUCACCUUAUCCGACUCGCACAUCAAGAGCACAACACUGCUCCGGUUUUAUUUACAUGAAGCCAACCGACGUGACACUCCUGUUUGUUAAAGAGUGGAUUCGGUCCCUGAAAGGGAAGCAUAUCAUGGAUCAGAUCGUGAUGAACAAACUCUUGCAAGCUGAUCAACCGGUGCACGUCAACAUCAAGCCACUCGACAUUAAACUAUUCCCACCAGGGCCUACGUUUUACGAGUUCUUAGCGAAGAACGCCAGCUACUCUGCUGUUGUGAUGCACGCCGCCACUAUCCAUGGACACGAUGAAAAAGUGCAAAAAUUCAAAAGCUCCAAUAUGUGGUUGGUCAAUGCAAGCAGUGACGAGUUGGUUGCCCGUGAGCAGUCAUUGUAUGUAGGCCCUUACACCAGUAACUAACAUUUUGUGUUUUUCAUGGGUUUUUUUUGGUUUUGGUUGGGUUUUUUUUGGUGCAAACCCUAAACUACUGAGAAAAAGUAGAGUUUGAAUGGCAUCAAUCGGGACGGUACCACCAGCUGGUCUUUGCCCUGAUAUUGGAUCAGUUUCAUUUGACAAUUCCUAUAUGUUGUCUUUAGGUGCGGGAUAGUCCAAUGCCUUUACAAUAAGCCAGAUGAAUGUUUCACUCCCGCAUGCGCAUUCU
Patiria miniata (bat star) is the source of this 1566-nucleotide messenger RNA. Its product is annotated as UDP-D-xylose:L-fucose alpha-1,3-D-xylosyltransferase 3-like. The coding region runs from base 306 to 1325 and encodes 339 amino acids. The transcript has 2 exons. The record is from RefSeq and is a predicted model, not a curated record. Gene Ontology annotation, molecular function: glycosyltransferase activity. NCBI's taxonomy places the organism in Eukaryota, Metazoa, Echinodermata, Asteroidea, Valvatida, Asterinidae. Gene Ontology annotation, cellular component: Golgi apparatus.